Molecule: messenger RNA, 1983 nt
Organism: Esox lucius (northern pike)
Lineage: Eukaryota; Metazoa; Chordata; Actinopteri; Esociformes; Esocidae
Gene: cldn1
Product: claudin 1
Exons: 4
Coding region: 355-990 (211 amino acids)
Biological process (GO): cell adhesion; bicellular tight junction assembly
Cellular component (GO): bicellular tight junction; plasma membrane
Molecular function (GO): structural molecule activity
Source: RefSeq, a predicted model, not a curated record
CAUAUCACGGCUGUAUGCUAUGUGAAAUUGAGGUCACUCGGAAUUGCGCCCUCUAAAAUCUAAACACAGUACUUCUAAGGGGCGGCAAUAACUUACAACCUUUUUCUAAAAUGAAUGGAAUUCCAGGAAGCCGUUUUUUCACCUGAGCCCAAAGGAUGCGUUGGCACACCUUUACCCAGAGCGCUCAUCAAGCACGCACCGCUACCUGACGUUUCUAGGACAUUUCUAGAUAUUUUUUUUUUUUAGAAUUUAGGCAGAUUUUAUUUGAAUGCUGAGUUAACCCAAUUGAUCAUUUAUUUUUUAGGUAUCUGUUAUACAUUCAUUUAUUCAUAGGGCCUAUUUUAUUCGUUUGAAAUGGCAAACUCGGGGAUGCAGUUACUUGGAUUCACCUUAGCUUUUUUUGGCUUCAUCGGGAUGAUUGUGUCCACGGUCAUGGCAGAGUGGAAAAUUUCGUCAUACGCUGGAGACAAUAUCAUAACAGCCCAAGCCGUUUACGAGGGGCUUUGGAUGUCCUGUGUAUCGCAGAGCACUGGUCAAAUCCAGUGUAAAGUGUACGAUUCGAUGCUUCAGCUACCGGGCAUGGUUGUGGCUACCCGAGGUCUCAUGGUGGGGGCCAUCUUCCUGUGUGGCCUCGCCAUCCUGGUGUCCAUGGUAGGCCUGAAGUGCAUGGUCUGUCUGGCAGAGCAGCCAGAUGCCAAGGGCAAAGUGGCCAUGACUGGAGGAAUCGUCUUCAUUAUCGCAGGUCUCUGUGCCCUGGUGGGCACGUCCUGGUACGGCAGCAGAAUAGCAAAGGAAUUCUACGACCCCUUCACCCCUACAAAUUCCAGGUAUGAGUUUGGCAAAGCCCUGUUUAUUGGAUGGGCCUCCGCUAGCCUCACCAUCAUAGGCGGUUCUAUCCUGUCCUGCAGCUGCCCCGGUAAAGCCUCAGGAACAUCCCCCCGCUACCCGGCCACCCGGUCCACCGCCCCCCCGGGGAAAGACUACGUCUAGACCUGAAGGACUUCCAGGGUCACAUUUAGUAGGCCAGACCGUGGCAAAACCUUUACAUUUCAAACCAAUCUUUGGCAAUGAGAAGGUCAUCCAUUGUAUUUUUUUGUCAUUUUCUUUUGUUCUGUUUCUUGCCCAUUGAACCAAACCGUCAUCAUCCAUCCGGCCAUGCCUUCUUCAGGGAACGGUUCUGACUAUGCUAGGGUCAAAACUCAAGUUAUUUUUGUUGAUUUGGUUGGUUUGUUUUAGCAUUUUCAUGUCUGGUUGUUUUAAUGAAAGACACACUACUAGCAAACAAUAUAUCCAUGAUGCUUUUAUGUUAUGUUAUUUUUAUUAUCAUGUUCGUAUCAUUGAUUCACACCAAACUGCACGGCGCUGUACAGAUAUUUUCUUUUCAGGUUGUUCAUCAUUCCACAGCUAUGGCAGAUUUGCAACCAAGCCAAUGUACUUCAGCUGUCUCUGGUCGGAUUAAUCUAGAACAUAAUAUUUGUGCACUGCAAUUUGAUAGGUUGCUAUUGCUGUGAGCAGUGUCGUUUUAAAUGCACUGAAACAUAAAAAGGGGUUAUUUUACUGCGCAGGUGUGGCUUUGAUUAUUAACCAAAAAUAGACAGGAGUUUGGGUUACUGUAAAAACAAUUACCAUGCCACUUUAGAGAAAUAGUUGUUUUUCAACGGUAUUUUCUGUGGCAUCAAAUUAGCCUAUGGCAACAUUUCUACCAAAACCUUUAGGUCAUGUGAUAAUGUUGUUGUUUUACAUAUAAACUGGUGUUUAUAAUAAUAAUAAGUUUAUCUUUUCAUUUAGAUUUCAUUUAAUCUAGAUACUGUUAUAUUUAGAAAGUACAAUAGUACUGCUGUAACUAACUGUACCUAAAAUAUGCAGUAAUUAACAUAGUUGCGGGCAUAAUAGAAUCACCUAAGCUGAGUUUCAACAUCCAACAUGUUUACAGGUGCCAAAAUAAGCUAGGUUGAACCUGAAACAUGGAUGUGUGUGUCUCAA